Molecule: messenger RNA, 3864 nt
Organism: Paramisgurnus dabryanus
Lineage: Eukaryota; Metazoa; Chordata; Actinopteri; Cypriniformes; Cobitidae
Gene: adamts10
Product: ADAM metallopeptidase with thrombospondin type 1 motif, 10
Biological process (GO): extracellular matrix organization; proteolysis
Cellular component (GO): extracellular matrix
Molecular function (GO): metalloendopeptidase activity
Source: RefSeq, a predicted model, not a curated record
GUUAGGCUAAAGGCAUUAGAGAAAUCACUGAGCACCAGAGCACAAUUCACCGGCUCGACUCAGCAUGUGGCAGACAAAUAACCGGCACUGAGCACGACAGACCAAACGGAGGUCGGCAAUUUUUGGAGUCGCUAAAUACCUCAUACCUGAACAAUUAAACGGGAGGCUGUACAAAUUUAUGAGUCCUGGUUCUACAGAUCGUAGAGUGGUCACCCUCCACCUCCAUCUCUGAGAGGCAAAAAGGAUCCAAGCAGAAGUCAAGCUAUCAUGGCCCCAAAAAUCUGUGCGUCACUCUGGUGAGUGUGGGCCGUCAGAGGGCAGAAGACAUGUUGGGACAGAGGGCUGGGCAUCGCACUGAAGCUUGCUGUAGUAACCAUGGAAACGGUGUGGAGGAGUUUAGCCUGCGUUGGCAUCAUGGCCAUGGUUGCCAGCGGAGUAGCAAAGAGUUUGACUCGUGAGGAGUUUGCUCAGUCUCAAGCUGAGUUUCUGUCCAGUUUGGGCCAGUAUGAGAUCGCCAUCCCAUUGCGUGUGGGGCCGCGCGGGGAACCCCUUCCGGAAGUGGAGACCUCACGCGGACACGGCCGACACCGGCGUAGCACAGAAGAUCCACAGCUGUAUUAUCAGCUGUCAACGCCGAGCGCCGACCUCCUCCUCAACCUCACGCAACGGGGAGGACUACUCUCGCGACAGUUUCGCGUGGAGUACUGGAAAAGGGGGCACAUGGCCUGGAGCCACCCGUACUUGCCCAAUUGCCACUAUGUGGGUCACCUGCAGCACCAACCUCACUCGAGUUCUGUGGCUCUUAGCAACUGUAAUGGCCUGCAAGGGGUCAUUGUAGCCGGAGGUGAGGAGUACCUUAUCGAACCCCUCGUAUCUGAUGCAAACUCCACCAAUGAGGGUGGCAGAGAAGGGCGCCCCCAUGUGGUGUACAAACGGUCAUCUCUGAGAUACCAGAACAUGGACCAGUCCUGUGGAGUCAUUGAUGAAAAGCCCAGUAAGAAUUAUGGAUGGUGGCAAAGAACAAUAAAGCCAUCACCCAAUCAGAUGGGCCGGGGUCAGUUACCACUGAAGCGAUCUGUCAGCCGAGAGCGCUACGUUGAAACCCUGGUGGUCGCAGACAAGAUGAUGGUUAGCUAUCAUGGCCGUCGUGAUAUUGAGCAGUACAUUCUGGCCGUAAUGAAUAUUGUUGCCAAACUGUUCCAGGAUUCUAGCCUGGGGAACGCAGUGAACAUCGUUGUGACCAGGCUUAUUUUACUGAUGGAGGACCAGCCCACGCUAGAGGUAAACCAUCAUGCAGGAAAGUCUUUAGACAGCUUCUGCAAGUGGCAGAAAUCUAUCCUGCACCGGAACGGCCAUGGCAAUGCCAUUCCUGACAACGGUGUUGCUCACCAUGAUACAGCCGUCCUCAUUACUAGGUAUGACAUCUGCAUCUAUAAGAACAAACCCUGUGGAACACUUGGUCUGGCACCUGUUGGGGGUAUGUGUGAACCGGAAAGAAGUUGCAGCAUCAAUGAAGACAUUGGUCUGGCCACUGCUUUCACUAUUGCACAUGAAAUAGGACACACAUUCGGAAUGAAUCACGAUGGCGUUGGCAAUGCAUGUGGGGUGCGCAGUCAGGAGACCGCUAAACUCAUGGCUGCCCACAUCACCAUGAAAACCAACCCCUUCGUCUGGUCUGCCUGCAGCCGCGAUUACAUCACCAACUUCCUCGACUCUGGCAUGGGUUCCUGCCUGAACAAUGUGCCACCCAAGCAGGAAUUUGUGUACCCUACCACAGCCCCUGGCCAAGCCUAUGACGCUGACGAGCAGUGCCGCUUCCAGUACGGAGUGAAGUCUCGUCAGUGUAAAUACGGGGAAGUGUGUAGUGAGCUGUGGUGCAUGAGUAAAGGGAACCGCUGCAUCACCAGUAGUAUUCCAGCAGCCGAGGGCACCAUCUGUCAGACCAACACCAUAGAGAAAGGGUGGUGUUACAAAAGAGUUUGUGUGCCCUAUGGAACUCGUCCUGAGGGCGUGGAUGGUGGAUGGGGUCACUGGUCCCCAUGGGAGGAGUGUAGUCGUACCUGUGGAGGUGGAGUCUCAUCCUCUGUUCGCCAAUGUGACAGCCCUAGGCCAACGGUCGGAGGGAAAUAUUGUCUGGGAGAGAGGAAGCGGUUCAAGUCCUGCAACAUUGAUGAGUGCCCGCCUGGAUCCCAGGACUUUCGGGAGAUUCAGUGCUCAGACUUUGACAGUGUUCCUUUUCGGGGAAAAUUCUACACCUGGAAACCGUAUAGAGGGGGUGGGGUGAAGUCAUGCUCGCUGAACUGCCUGGCAGAAGGCUAUAACUUCUACACUGAACGCGCUCCAGCUGUGGUGGAUGGCACGCCAUGCAGAGGCGACUCUUUGGACGUGUGCGUUAAUGGAGAGUGUAAGCAUGUGGGCUGUGACCGGAUCCUAGGCUCAGAUGUUCGGGAAGACCGCUGCCGUGUUUGUGGAGGAGACGGGAGCAGCUGUGAGGUCAUCGAGGGGGUGUUCAAUGACUCCUUGUCCGAAGGAGGUUAUGAAGAGGUGGUCAGGAUUCCCAAAGGAUCUGUGUUUAUACACAUCCAGGAGCUCAACAUUUCUCUCAAUUAUUUGGUGUUGAAGAGCAAAUGGGAUCAGUAUUUUAUUAACGGCAAGUUGACCAUCGAUACACCACGACUCUUUGAUAUCGCAGGAACCACCUUCCACUACCGCCGACCCACCAAUGAACCAGAGACUUUGGAAGCACUUGGCCCCACAAACAUGACCUUGAUUGUUAUGGUGUUGGUCCGUGAAGAAAAUCCCGGCAUCCAUUACCGUUUUAACCCACCGGUCAAUAGAGAUCCACUGAGCGGUUACACCUGGCAUUAUACAUCCUGGUCUCGCUGCUCUGCGCUGUGUGCAGGAGGGGUUCAAGUCCAGCAGGUGGUGUGCAAGAAACAAGCUGAUCUCUCUGUUGUUUACAACCACUUCUGUGACAAGAAAAAUAAGCCCAAAGACAAGAAAAGGAUGUGCAACUUGGAACCCUGCCCUCCAGCGUGGAAGACGGGGGAGUGGUCAGAAUGCAGCAGAAGCUGUAAUGGAGGAGUGCGGACGCGGCAGGUCCUGUGUGAGAGGAAAAUCUCGGCCAUAGAAGCAAAAGUCCUGGAUGACUCUGCUUGCGCCGCCCCACGUCCUUCCAUCACAGAACCGUGCCACAACCACUCCUGCCCGCCAGAGUGGCAUGCGCUGAAUUGGUCUGAGUGUACCCCUAACUGUGGUCCAGGUUACCGUUAUAGGGUGAUUUUGUGUAAGAGUGGAGAUAACGGAGAAACAUUGCCUGAGUCAGAGUGCCCAAAACAAAGCCGCCCUACCACAAGGGUGCGCUGUAACAUACAACGCUGCCCCCCACCUCAGUGGGUUAUGGGAGCCUGGGGAGAGUGCUCGGCUAAGUGCGGGAUGGGUCAGGAAAUGCGAUCAGUGCAGUGUUUGACGCACACCGGGCAGCCGUCCAAUGAAUGCCCGGAGUCGCACCGGCCAGCAUACAUGCAGCAGUGCAAGAGCAAGUGUGAAUACAACGGACCUACGGAUAACCCUGAAGAGUGUAAAGAUGUGAACACAGUGGCAUACUGCCCCCUGGUGCUCAGGUUCAAGUUUUGCAGCCGCCCGUAUUUCAGACAGAUGUGCUGCAAAACCUGCCAGGGACACUGACCGAACUCUCUCUUGUCUCUGCCUUUUUUUCUCUUGUGCUCAUUUUGCCCCCUCGCCAUCCCUCCUUUCUCAUUGCAUGGCCAAACCGCCCAUGCUCAGCAUUUUACUGGAGGAGUGUUCUUAACCACUGGCAGACUGACAUCAUUGUAGGAGAGUGGGGAAGAAAUGAGAGAGAGA